AUAACUCCUGCCCUCUCUUCUGGCUGAAUCCUCACAGUGCCGGGAUUUUCUCCAGUUAACCUUGUACCUGUGCUGGAUUGGUCAAGAUGCAUCACUUCACCUGGACAGUCUUGGUGCUGUCAGUCACUCUGUCUGUGAGCUCUGGAGGUAAAGUGCUGGUGUUCCCGUUAGAUGGCAGCCACUGGGUGAACAUGAAGGUCAUCGUUGAGGAGCUGCACUCCCGAGGCCACAGCAUUACUGUAGUGCGUGCCUCUGACAGCUGGUACAUUAAAGAAGAGUCUCCCCAUUACAAGGCCAUCACCAUUCCCACCCCUGGAGGCUUUGAUGAGAAGUUCUUUGGCUCCUUUGUGAUGAGACAGCUGAACAUACGGAAAGAAGGAAAGUUCUUCUGGACUCGCUUGAUGCUCGAGUUGGAAGUAGCGGAGAAGUUCACCGAGCUGCACCGGCAAAUGUGUGAGAUGAUGGCGAUGAUGUUUCAAGACGAGGCUCUCAUGAAAUCACUCACUGAUUCCAAGUUUGAUGUUGUCCUGACUGAUCCAGGCGUAGGAGGUGGAGUGUUUUUGGCUCGACGUCUUGGUCUUCCAUUGGUGUUUAAUGUGAGGUGGACAGUGCAUGGAGAGGGACACUUUGCCAUCGCUCCCACCCCUCUUUCGUAUGUCCCUAUACCAGGAGCUGAGUUGACAGACAAGAUGACUUUCUCUCAGAGACUUCAGAACAUGCUGACAUACGCCUUUAAUUUAUAUCAAAUUUCAACAGUUGUUGCUCCUCACUACAACACUUUUUGCAAACGGUUCAUUGGGCCUGACGUCGACUACUUCUCCUUGUUCCAGGAUGCUGAUAUCUGGCUCAUGAGGAAUGACUUCACCUUUGAGUUCCCACGCCCAACCAUGCCCAAUGUGAUCUACAUGAGUGGGUUCCAAUGCAAGCCAGCUAGACCACUUCCUGUUGACCUGGAAGAGUUUGUCAAUAGCUCUGGGGAGCAUGGGGUCAUUAUUAUGACCCUGGGUACUCUUUUAGCUGAGCUCCCCAGUGAUAUUGCGGAGGAGAUUGCGGCAGCUUUUGCUCAGCUUCCCCAAAAGGUCAUCUGGAGAUAUACAGGGGCCAAGCCCUCGACUCUUGGCAACAACACCUUACUAGUGGACUGGCUGCCCCAAAAUGACCUGCUGGGACACGCAAAGACUAAAGUGUUUGUAGCCCAUGGGGGUACCAACGGUGUCCAAGAAGCAAUCUACCAUGGUGUCCCAAUACUUGGCCUGCCCCUAGUGUUUGAUCAGCCUGACAACCUGUCCAGAAUGGUAGCAAGAGGUACGUCUAAGGUAGUGGACAUUGCCACUCUAGACAGAGCAGUGUUUGUGGAGGCGCUAAAGGAAGUGCUCUAUGAGCCGUCCUACAGGGAGAACAUGCAGAGGCUCUCCAGGAUCCACCAUGACCAGCCCAUGAAGCCUCUGGACCGUGCCAUUUUCUGGAUCGAGUUUGUGAUGAGGAACGGAGGCGCCCCUCACCUGCGCACUCAGUCCUUCAGGAUGUCCUGGAUCGCCUAUCAUUCUAUAGACGUCAUUCUCACUCUGCUCAUGGCUCUACUGCUCUUACUACUGAUUAUGUUCCUGGCAAUCAAAAAAUGCUGUUCACUUUUAUUCAGAAAGAAAAUCAAAAGUGAGUAACACUUUCUAUUCUGGCAAUGACAUAAUCUGAGUACCCAGAAGUGCGAAAUGGCUGCCGAUACAAACGUAAUUGAAGCAUGUUUUGAGUCGAUUUUUGAAGAAAUUGAAAUUCGUAACAACAGUUGCUUUAAACCUCUGCAGAAGUUAUGUCUCAUUUGCCUAAGCAAAGGCUAACCAGAGAUGCUUACAAAGGCAAACUAAACGCCAUCGUUUUGGUUAGUUCGCUGUCAGCGGUAUUUUCAUGAAACCCCCAGUACAUAUGCAUACUCACCUUUCCGUGAUUGGUUAUCGAAAAAAGCUUUGUUCGAAAUCAGAGACAUUCCCUCUGCCCUAUUUUCCCCUGAAUCCAGGCAUAUUCCUCUAGACUAGCAAUGACACUUUAUACUUGGGAAACACAAAAUUACUGUAAGUAACUGUAUAAGUUUGGCAAGCUAAUGGAAAAUUAUUUGUAAAUAAUUGGCAGGUAUUACAAAACCGUGUCAUUAAAAAUCACUUGCAUGACACAAUAUCAUGUAUGCAGUAAAUAUUUCUUGUCUUAACCCCACAAUUGGUAACACUGAAUAUUGUGUCGUCUACAUAUAUUUUGAUUGAUUGAUGAUAUACUUGAAUGCUGUACUUAAAUAUGUUACUUGUACUUAAAUAUGCUCUACUUAAAUACUUGUUUUACUCCACCACAUUUGACAUACAAGCAUAAAGUACAUGUUAUCUUGUUUUGUAUAGUUAUAUAGUCAGUGAAAAUGGCAGCAGUGAAAUGACUAUAUCACUAUAUUCACUGUAAUUCUAAACAUGGGGUAUUAACUGAACAUACACUACACCACACUUAAACUCACUGAGCUCUUCAGAACAACCCAUUCUGAUUUUCACAAAGGUUUGUGAAUGCAAACUGUGUGACUAUGUGCUUGAUUUCAUACACCUGUGGUAAUGGAUCUAGAGAGAAUUCUGUAAGGGAAGCUGAAUGGAUUCAUGAACUGGGCUGUCUCGCACCAAUGAUCUUAUCACAGAGUUUGACUUGAUGUGAUUGAUAUGAGAUGCAUUGUAUGCCUUUGACUUCUAGCCUUUAUGCUAUGAUGCCAAAUGUGAUAUUGAUAAAAAUGUGUUUUUCUAUGUUGGAGUAAUGUCUAGCCUACUAAGAUGACACAUUGUUAAAAUUAUACUGUAAGAUUAUAUGAAAUAUAGAAUUCACCUUUCUCUCCUCUCACAUUACUUACUGUAAACUUGUUUGUUAAUUAAAGCAACAACGUGCAGCGA
This is a messenger RNA of Alosa alosa (allis shad), 2909 nucleotides long. RefSeq names its product UDP-glucuronosyltransferase 2A1-like. The transcript is spliced from 2 exons. The record is from RefSeq and is a predicted model, not a curated record. Bases 87 to 1661 code for a protein of 524 amino acids. Lineage: Eukaryota; Metazoa; Chordata; Actinopteri; Clupeiformes; Clupeidae. Gene Ontology annotation, molecular function: UDP-glycosyltransferase activity.